Messenger RNA from Radiomyces spectabilis, 1404 nucleotides. RefSeq lists its product as uncharacterized. The coding region runs from base 107 to 1099 and encodes 330 amino acids. Lineage: Eukaryota; Fungi; Mucoromycota; Mucoromycetes; Mucorales; Radiomycetaceae. The record is from RefSeq and is a predicted model, not a curated record. The transcript is spliced from 2 exons.
UUUUUUUACCCUUCUAGUUUCGGGCAACGCUUAUUUUCUCUCUUUUUUUUUAUUUUAUUUAUUUUGCUUUCCUAUUUAUCGUUCAUAUUCUUUUCUUUAUCUGUGAAUGGUUGAAAAAAUAUUCGAAAUCGACGAAACUCCUCUAACCAGAGAAAUUGUGACUUAUCACUUGGAACCGUCGCAGCGACUUGACUCUAUACGAAAUAUUAUCGCUCGACAAUACAAGCGCAAACAUUCUGAAAGUCUUUUGCAGUUGAAGAAACAGCAAUGCUCUUUAGAUCGUUGUCAUGGCGGUCUUCCUAGUCCGCCUGUAGAAAGUCCUCCGCCGGAUCAUUUUGAAUCUUUGACAAAUGACAAGACAUCUGUAAAAUAUGAGCCAUCCUUACCGUCAUCUCUACCAAUGGAACAAGUACAAGAAGCCAAGCCGUCAGCAGCGGCGACAAUAGCUCCACCGACCACUCCACCCUUGACAGAAGCCGAUAUUUUGGAGAAGUUGGAGAAAUUGCGAGAAGAGAAGCAUCGACUUUUCCAGCUAAUUAAACGCAUGGUGCAAGAGGAUUCCGCCAAAGCAGAGGAAGAACGUCGUCGAAUGUUGCAAGAAGAAGAAGAACGUAAAGCAAGGUUGGAAGCCGAAGCAGCGGUGAAAGCCGAAGCAGAAGCCAAGGCAGCAGCAGCCGAAGCAGAGGCAAAAGCAAAAGCGGAACUUCUCGCAGCAGCGAAAGCAGAAGCGGCCGCUAAAAUUAAGGCAUUCACAGCCGCCGAAGCAGAGAAUCAACAAAACAAAAGUCACUCCUUUCAGCAGGCCAACAAGAGAAACACGAGUCGAUGGUCGAGUGAUAAUUCAGCCGCUGGUUUUUACUAUAACCGUUCACCCUCUUUUUCCCGACCUUCGGCUGCAUCCUCAUCGUAUGUGGCCACUUCUCGGCCAUCGACCAUUCAUCGUUUCCACCGAACUCCUACGCAACCCUAUUCACGACCCAUGCAUCGAUCAUCCACAUCCGCAAAUCCAGCUGUAGGGACAGGUUUCCCCCAUUAUAAUCCUCAUUUUCAUCAUCAACAACGCUCACCCCUGUAUCGACCUUCACCUCCGCAUUACUAGCUUUCCCAACCUUCGAGUAUCAUUUAACUCUCACAUUACAUUCGAACUACAAAUUCCCAUCCCCUUUAACUUGCUCUUUCCCACCUCAUACUUUUUUUUUACUCUAUGUUAUUCUUUUUAUACAGCUCUUUCCCAUCCCCAUUGUUUUAUGAGCUUUAGCUGUGUUUUCUGUUGUUUCAAUUAUAAAGCAUAGUCUUGUAAUAUAGGUUACCUUAAUCUUAUUUUUCUUAUCCUUCCCAACAACUAAUGUUUAACAAGUAUCUCAUUAUUAAAUCCAUUAUUCAUUUUAAAGAAAAAAGAGGGCC